UGGUUAAGAUGAGAGUUGUGUUGGCAUUUGAAAGAAGAAGAGUGUGAUGACGACACGGCAAGCUUUUGGUUCCACACAUAGAAAUGUGAAGAGAAACAAUGCAAAGUGCAAACACAUAGAAAUGUGAGAAAUGUGAAAGCAACUUGCCUACAGAUAUAUUCAUUCACCUUCAUCUAGAAUUCCUUGACUUUUUGAUCCCUCUUAAUUCUCUCUCAUUUAAACCAACAAAUUAAUGCCUCCCCUUCACCCCCAACUAUGACGUCCCUCAUCACAUCACCUUAACCUCUGAUUUCAAACACAACACACACACACACACAUAUAUUCCUAUUUUUCUCCAAAACAACACAAACAGCAACAAAGAACCAAAGCCAUGCUUGAUCCCAGGACACACCACCCCACCACAUGGGAAUCCACGAACUCCGGUUUCUGGCCAUCAAAAGCACCUUUUGAGGAGGUUGACGAUUCCGGGAUAUGUUCACCGCGCAUGUGGGCCACGUCGAGGACCCAAGCCAUCAUGAGAGGUCAAAGGGAACUCAUGGAGAUGGUGAAGAACAUGCCUGAGUCCAACUAUGAGCUCUCCCUGAAGGACCUUGUGGAGCACCACAGGGUGGAGGCUAGGCUCGAGAACAAGGUGGAAGAGAGGGGUUUGAGGAGGGGCAAAGGUGGUGGUGGUGGUGGUAGUAGGAAGGUGGCUCAGGUUAAGACAAAAGGGAACAUUGAUCGUGGAGGGUUCUAUCUCAAGAUGGUGCUUCCUUUUUCUUUAGGAUCUAAGGAUAAGAAGAAGGUGAAGAAGAAGAGUGAGUCUUCUGGGAAUAGUAGUUCCAGGGUUACUCCUAGACUUUCUGAUGGAUCCGCAAAGGGUGGUGUUGAUAAUAAAGAGUGGUGGAAGAAGAGCCCUGCGCCGGGUAGAGAGACUGAUAGUGGCGCCUCAAGUCUCAAUAGUGAGAGUGCCGAGAGUUCUCGUAGUAGCAGUAGCAACAGCAGUAGCAGGAGUAAUAGCAGGCGUGAGAACAGUGGUAGGCGUUGCUGGCCUUUCAUUCGAAGACUCAAAAGACAAACACAAAAAUAAUUAAGAUAUGCUAGCUUGUGAUGGAACACAGUGCUCUAUGAUCUGCAUGGGAAGCUUUCUUUUCAUAAACUCCUCACAAGUUUGAAGUUUUCCCUCAAGUCUUUUGAUAACGACGUAGUGCCAUGUAACUUUUUAUGAAUGGAGGUUAUUAUUCACAUUGGAAUCUCGUAAGAUUGCAUAUCGUGAGGAUGUUCUGUAAAAAUAUAUCACUGUGCUUCAUGUAAUUAAGUUUUUCUGAUUCUCAAAACAUGAUAUAAGGCAAAUACAAGCAGGUAUGCAUGCCAAGAGAAGAUUAACCAAGUUUCAAAUUUUUAUAUAAACCCUCAGAAGAAUACCAAAACAUUUUAUGUUGGCUUGGAUCCCAUAGUUGAUUGAAACAGAUGUUACUUUUAGUUAUAGAUUCCAGGGUGAUCCAUCAACUUUGUU
Messenger RNA from Cajanus cajan (pigeon pea), 1495 nucleotides. RefSeq lists its product as uncharacterized. The record is from RefSeq and is a predicted model, not a curated record. NCBI's taxonomy places the organism in Eukaryota, Viridiplantae, Streptophyta, Magnoliopsida, Fabales, Fabaceae.